GUUGUGCUUCCAUAAUGAGACUCUUUAAAGCUGCUGCUCCAUACAGAAUAUUAAUCUAGUCGCAGGGAUCUGGACUUUGGAAAUACGCAAUACUUUUGAAACGAGUGGCGCGGCUGCAUUUCGGCGUUUUCAUCCAUUUUUGUGGACUUAAUUUCACUUUGCGAGCAAACCGUAAGGAAACAUCAUGCUGCUCCUCUUACUGGGAAUCGUCGUCUUGCAUGUGGCAGCACUGGUUCUGCUCCUCGUGUCCACUAUAGUCAGUGCAUGGGCUGUUAACCCCAACAGCAGUUCAGACCUCUGGACAAACUGCACCACAAUCAAUAAUGACUACAGAUGUGACCCUGCCGACACUGGAGUUUGGAUCCAGGCAGUCCAAGCCCUCAUGAUCCUGUCAAUCAUCUUCAGCUUCCUGUCUCUCUUCCUGUUCUUCUGCCAGCUCUUUACGCUUCAGAAGGGUGGACGCUUCUUCCUUACUGGAGCAUUCCAGAUCUUUGCUAGUCUUUUUGUUAUGAGUGGAGCAAUCAUUUAUACGGUAAUGAACUCCGAGUGGGUCCCUGAGACAGAGUUCUAUGGCUUUUCCUACAUCUUGGCCUGGGUAGCCUUCCCUCUGGCGUUCAUAAGUGGGUUAAUCUACGUCAUCUUAAGAAAACGGGAGUGAGGUGGCACCGCACUCUUGUGGCCGCUACCUGGAAAUACAGCUUUGAAGCCAAAGUAUCGCACUGCAUCCACUGAGAAGUGAAAUCACGCAGUAUCUUCACCCGGGGGUCAGUCAAAAUCAACCCCACUGCCACCCGAAAAGACAUAUUCAAUACUGUCAUCAUUUGAAGAUGUAUAUAGUAUCUAUGGUUUAAAACCUAUUUAUAACACUUUUUACAUAUAUGUACAUAGUAUUUUAUGUUUGCUCUGUUGACAAAGAACCUCUGAAGAGCUUUUCUUUUAGCUAAUUAAGUGCCUAGAGUGUGUGUUUGUCGCAGAAACGUGCAUCAUUAUUAGCCAUAAUGUGUGUUUGUUUCAUUUUCUUUCCUUAUACGGCCAAAAAUACUUAUAAAAAGGUUUUUGAUGUAUUUUAACCAAAGCGCAUGUAUUAAAUUAUAGGGACAAUGAAAGGAAGUGUUUUCAAUGAAGCUGCAUUGAGAAUUCAUAGAUGAAGUAAAUUAAAGGGAUAGUUCACACAAAAAUGAAAAUUCUGUCAUCAUUUACUCAGCCUCAAGCUGUUCCAAACCAGUAUGAAUUUCUUUCUUCUGCUGUACACAAAAGAUGAUAUUUUGAAGAAUGUUGGUAACCAAACAGUUGAUGGUCCCCAUUGACUUCCAUAGUAUUUUUUUUCCAUACUAUGGAAGUCAGUGGGGCCCAUCAACUGUUGGGUUAGCCAUCUUUUUUUAAAAUAUCUUCUCAUGUUCAUCAAAAGAAAGAAAUUCCUACAGGUUUGGAACAAAUUGAGGGUGAGUAAAUGAUGACAGAAUUUUUAGUUUUGGAUGAACUGUCCUUUUAAAUACCACGGUUAGACUGGCGGUGUUGAAAGCUUUUUUUUUUUUUUUUUUAAUAGUUUCUUUGUUUUCCAACAAAAAAUGGUGCUAUGUAUUUACCAUUCCUUUCACUAAUAGCCAUUUAGCCUUUAUUUAGAAGGACAUAACAUGACUGAAAGUCAAAAACAGAAUGCCAUUGAAUAUAUUGUGCUUGUGCCUGUAACACAAUGCUGUAUAUACAGUACUCACCAAAAAGGUUCAUUUUAUAAUAAAACAAAGAAAAUGUGUUCUGAGUAACACUGGGUUAUUAGUUUAGUAUUGGGAGAUUGUGAUGGAGGAAUUGUAGUAAAAACAGAGACUAGGAACUAUUGAUUUUAGUUGUAUUUAGUUACUUUUAAGAGCAGUAUUAGGAUUUGAGAAAGGCAGUGAUUCAUUUAAACAGUAAUGUUGCUUUUAUGCUGCAUUCAAAUCCAUUUCAGAUGUAUAACGUUUGAUGGGUUUAAUCACAUUAUUUGUUGUCACAAUCAACAGUUGAGGCAAACACCUUUCAUAUUCAUAUCAGAUGAGCAUAAAAAUAUAAAAUAAAAUGAAGGAACAUGAAAUAAUGGUAGUUUUUUUCCAAGCAUCAGAACGACAGCUCACAGUUCUCUAGUAUAUUGCGCAAUAUAUCCGUAAAAAACAUUUAAAAGCAUCAAAGUGGCAGUUUUGUUAUAGGUAAAAAUGUGUAUUGACCUGACCAUUGAUAACAUGAUGGUGGACACAUUUUAACACCUGCAUGCAUUGGAAACACUUUUCAAUACUUGAAAUAUAACAUGCUGCAACGUCUACCAUCUUGAGAUGCUUUGUUUCUACUCACAGUAAUUCUCAACGUACUGUAAUAGCAUGUGAUUGUAUUAAAAGACUCAUUACUUACAAUUAAAGGCCCUAUUCUGAGGACCAUGUAUUAGAUUGCUUCUCCUGCAAAACCAAAAACAAUAAAUGAUCUUUUGUUAUGAUGAA
This is a messenger RNA of Ctenopharyngodon idella (grass carp), 2465 nucleotides long. RefSeq names its product peripheral myelin protein 22b (gene pmp22b). Gene Ontology annotation, cellular component: plasma membrane. The record is from RefSeq and is a predicted model, not a curated record. NCBI's taxonomy places the organism in Eukaryota, Metazoa, Chordata, Actinopteri, Cypriniformes, Xenocyprididae. The transcript has 5 exons. Bases 185 to 658 code for a protein of 157 amino acids.